AUGUCCGACAAGUUGACUCGCACUGACAAGAAAUGCCGACAAGAGUGCAAGAAAUCUUGCCCUGUGGUUCGGAGUGGACGUCUUUGUAUCGAAGUCACUCCCGAGUCAAAGAUUGCCUUUAUCUCUGAGAAUCUGUGUAUCGGAUGUGGAAUCUGUCCUAAGAAAUGCCCGUUUGGUGCCAUCAACAUCAUCAAUCUGCCCACGAACCUCGAAUCCCAGAUCACUCAUCGAUACUCGGCGAACAGCUUCAAGCUCCAUCGAUUGCCUACCCCACGUCCGGGACAGGUUUUGGGCCUGGUCGGCUCCAACGGUAUAGGAAAGAGUACCGCGCUCAAGAUACUGAGUGGAAAGCUGAAGCCCAACUUGGGAAGAUAUGAUAGCCCUCCCGAUUGGCAAGAUGUGAUCAAGCACUUCCGAGGCUCUGAGCUCCAGAAUUAUUUCACCAAGAUUCUAGAAGACGAUCUUAAGGCUAUUGUCAAGCCUCAAUACGUUGACCGUAUCCCCAAAGCUGUUCGAGGUGCUGACAAGACUGUGUCGACAUUGAUCGAGACAAAUGCUUCUCUGGGAAACUUCCAAGAAGUGUUGGAUGUCCUCGAGCUGAACCAUAUUAUGGACCGUGAUAUCAACCUACUGUCUGGAGGAGAACUUCAAAGAUUUGCCAUCGGAACCGUUUGCGUCCAGCAAGCUGAUGUGUACAUGUUUGACGAGCCUUCUUCCUACCUUGACGUCAAGCAACGUUUGAGUGCCGCUAAGAUCAUUCGAUCCCUCCUUCGUCCUGACGACUAUGUCAUCUGUGUCGAGCACGAUCUUUCAGUCCUCGACUAUCUCUCUGAUUUCAUCUGUGUUCUCUACGGAAAGCCCGCAGUCUACGGUGUUGUCACUCUUCCCGCCUCGGUCCGUGAGGGAAUCAACAUCUUCCUUGACGGAAACAUCCCCACUGAGAAUCUGCGUUUCAGAGAGGAAUCUUUGACCUUUCGCAUCGCAGAAGCUGCCGACGAGUUCAUGGCAGAUAGAUCACGUGCAUUCAAUUAUCCCUCCAUGCAGAAGACCCUUGGCGGGUUCCACCUCAAUAUCCACAAGGGUGACUUUACCGACUCCGAGAUCAUUGUCAUGAUGGGUGAGAAUGGAACUGGCAAGACCACCUUCUGUAAGCUUCUUGCUGGUGCCAUCAUGCCAGACGGAAACCAGAAGGUACCAGGAAUGAAGGUCAGCAUGAAGCCUCAGAAGAUAACACCCAAGUUCGAGGGCACUGUUCGACAACUGUUCUUCAAGAAGAUCAAGACUGCUUUCCUCCUGCCUCAAUUCCAGACCGAUGUUGUCAAGCCUUUGAAACUUGACGAUUUCAUCGACCAGGAGGUCAAGACUCUAUCCGGUGGAGAGUUGCAACGUGUGGCUAUCGUCCUCGCUCUUGGACUGCCCGCAGACAUCUACCUCAUCGAUGAGCCCUCUGCCUACCUGGACUCUGAGCAACGUAUAAUCGCUGCCCGUGUCAUCAAACGCUUCAUCAUGCAUUCCAAGAAGACCGCCUUCGUCGUCGAGCAUGAUUUCAUCAUGGCCACCUACCUUGCCGACCGAGUCAUCGUUUUCGAUGGUCAGCCAGGAAUCAGUGCCAAUGCUCAUACCCCCGAGUCAUUGCUCACCGGCUGCAACAAGUUCUUGAAGAACCUUGAUGUUACCUUCCGUCGUGACCCAACUAAUUUUAGACCCCGUAUCAACAAGCUCAACUCUCAACUUGAUCAAGAGCAAAAGUUGACUGGCAACUAUCUGCUGCCAAAUCUAGUUAAAAUGGGCAUCCUUAAUGAAGAAACACCAACGAUUGAUGCAUUGCGAGGCGUUAAAGGAUCGGCAUCACACGGGCAGGAGCACAGCGGGAAAGGGGCUUUAGAAGAGAAAAAGGGUUCUUCUGAUGAGGAUGACCCGGACGGAUAA
Molecule: messenger RNA, 1929 nt
Organism: Drepanopeziza brunnea f. sp. 'multigermtubi' MB_m1
Lineage: Eukaryota; Fungi; Ascomycota; Leotiomycetes; Helotiales; Drepanopezizaceae
Source: RefSeq, a predicted model, not a curated record